AUGCUGCGAGAAGUGUUAACACGCGUUGGUUGCGGUUACUCCAUUCGUGAAUUCACUGAAGUGCAAAGAGACAGGAUGAACGGCCUAAACGGACACACGAACGGGGACAUGAACGGCGCUGGGGAUAUAAUCACGCAGAACCAGCAGCGGGGCUGGUGGACCAUCGGCCUGAUCAACUCGCGUUACCGCUACCUCACCGCGGAGACCUUUGGCUUCAAGAUCAACGCCAACGGGACUAGUCUCAAGAAGAAGCAGAUCUGGACCCUCGAGCCGGCCUCGGGCAACCCCAACGACAGCAUGAUCUACUUGCGGUCUCACUUGGACAAGUAUUUGGCGGUGGAUUCGUUCGGCAACGUGACCUGCGAGGCUGACGAGAAGGAGCCGGGCAGCAAGUUCCAGAUCAGCGUGUCCGACGAUUCGUCUGGGCGAUGGGCGCUCCGCAACGUGGAGAGGGGCUACUUCUUGGGGUCCAGCUCGGAUAAACUGACCUGCACGGCCAAGGUCCCGGGAGAUGCCGAGUUGUGGCACGUGCAUUUGGCCGCUCGGCCGCAGGUCAACCUAAGGUCCAUCGGACGCAAGCGAUUCGCGCACCUCUCGGAGAGUUUGGACGAGAUCCACGUCGAUGCGAACGUGCCCUGGGGCGAGGACACGCUGUUCACCCUGGAGUUCAGAGCCGACGAGGGCGGGAAGUACGCCCUGCACACGUGCAACAACAAGUACCUCAGCGCGCCGGGCAAACUCCUCGACACCUGCACUCCGGCGUGCCUCUUCAGCGCCGAGUACCACGCCGGAGCGCUCGCGCUGCGGGACAGCGCGGGAGCCUACCUCGCUCCGAUCGGCUCCAAGGCGGUCCUAAAGACGCGCUCCACGGCCGUCACUCGAGAUGAGCUGUUCUCUUUGGAGGACAGUCUCCCCCAGGCCGCCUUCGUUGCGGCGCUCAAUGACAAAUACGUUUCUGUCAAGCAAGGCGUUGAUGUGACGGCGAACCAGGACGAGAUCUCGUCCCACGAAACGUUCCAGCUGGAGUUCGACUGGGCCACGCGCAGGUGGUACAUCCGCACCAUGCAGGACCGCUACUGGACUCUCGAGACCGGAGGCGGCAUCCAGGCCAGCGGAGACAACAAAUCGUCAAACGCCCUAUUCGAGCUGGAGUGGCAGGGGAGCGGCUCGGUGGCGUUCCGCGCCAACAACGGCAAGUACCUCAUGACGAAGCGAUCCGGACACCUUUACGCCAACGCGGACUCCGUCGAUGACAAUUGCAAAUAUUACUUCUAUCUUAUCAACAGGCCUAUCUUAGUGCUGAAAUGCGAGCAAGGUUUCGUGGGCCCCAAAGGCGUUCGGCUCGAGUGCAACAAGGCCAAUUACGAAACUAUCCAAGUGGUGCGGGGACCCAAAGGCGCAGUUUACUUUAAAGGAUCAAACAACAGAUACUGGCACGCAGAUAGCGAAGCUGUCACAUGUGAUUCCGAAACUCCACAGGGCUUCCACUUGGAGUUGAGAGAACCGACCAGGCUGGCCAUCAGGUCGGCGGAGGACGGACACUACCUCUCCGCGGCCAAGAACGGCAACUUCCGUCUCGCCACUGCAGACCUCUCCUCCGGCACGCAAUGGGAGUAUUAA
Molecule: messenger RNA, 1620 nt
Organism: Leptosia nina
Lineage: Eukaryota; Metazoa; Arthropoda; Insecta; Lepidoptera; Pieridae
Source: the annotation of a GenBank genome assembly